Molecule: messenger RNA, 1755 nt
Organism: Vitis riparia (riverbank grape)
Lineage: Eukaryota; Viridiplantae; Streptophyta; Magnoliopsida; Vitales; Vitaceae
Product: vacuolar protein sorting-associated protein 26B-like
Exons: 15
Coding region: 405-1310 (301 amino acids)
Biological process (GO): intracellular protein transport; retrograde transport, endosome to Golgi
Cellular component (GO): retromer complex; endosome
Source: RefSeq, a predicted model, not a curated record
ACAGAGGAACAGCCUCAAUACUCCAAGCAGAACUAAGAUUUCAUUCUUCCUUCCCAAUUUCCAGGUGGCACCAUUUUCUUCUCUGCGGCCAGUGAAAACCAAAGUUGUAAUCUAAGCCUCAUUCAAUUUUUGGAUGGUAUCAACUUCUGAGGUCUAAUGGGUGGAGAUGGCGUACUUAAGACCUAACUUUUGGGAUCCAGCCAUGAAAGUUUCUAAGACUAUGGGUGGAAGAUACUUACUAGUCAUUAAGUGGUUUUCAGGAACCAAGGGGGAGACCAUGUGCUGUGUGGGAGUUCACUAUGUAGCCUAAGCCUAAGGAAAGCUUGGUAGAGGAGGAUCUUUUGCAGCAUAAUCUGGUGCUUCAUGCUUGAUAAAGCUUUUAUACAGAAUUUGACAGGAGAAUCAUGAAUUACCUAGUUGGAGCUUUCAAGCCACCAUGUAACAUUUCAAUUUCAUUUGCUGAUGGAAGGACUCGCAAACAGGUUCCAUUGAAGAAGGAAAAUGGUCAAACAGUAAAGGUUCCUCUCUUCCAAAGUCAAGAGAAUAUUGUGGGCGAGGUUGUCAUAGAACCAACACAAGGAAAGAAGGUUGAACAUACUGGUGUGAAAAUUGAGCUCCUUGGUCAGAUAGAAAUGUACUUUGACAGGGGCAACUUUUAUGAUUUCAGCUCUCUGGUGCGUGAGCUUGACGUUCCCGGUGAAUUAUAUGAAACAAAGACAUAUCCUUUUGAAUUUUCGACUGUUGAGAUGCCAUAUGAGUCAUACAAUGGAAUCAACGUAAGGCUUAGGUACAUUUUAAAAGUGACAGUUGGUCGUAACUUUGUGAGCAAUAUAGUGGAGUACCAGGACUUUGUGGUUCACAACUACACUCCACUGCCAUCAAUUAAUAACAGCAUUAAGAUGGAAGUUGGAAUUGAGGAUUGUCUACACAUUGAAUUCGAAUACAGUAAAAGCAAGUAUCACCUGAAGGAUGUUAUCAUUGGAAAAAUUUAUUUUCUUCUUGUGAGAAUCAAGAUGAAAAACAUGGAGCUUGAGAUUAGGCGUCGAGAGUCAACAGGAUCAGGGCCUAAUACUUAUGUUGAGACUGAGACCCUCGCAAAAUUUGAAGUGAUGGACGGUGCUCCUGUCAGAGGAGAAUCAAUUCCAAUCAGGCUGUUCCUGAGUCCUUAUGAAUUGACCCCAACAUAUCGCAACAUCAACAACAAGUUCAGUGUGAAGUACUUUUUGAAUCUUGUUCUAGUGGAUGAUGAGGAUCGUCGGUAUUUCAAGCAGCAAGAAAUCACAGUAUACCGCCUUCUUGAAACCUCUUGAUUCUGCAUUCAGUUCCGAGGAGCUCAAACAUAUUCCCAUGAAAAGAAAGGAUCAGUAUGCACCUUAACUGACAACUGCAGUGGCUUACUCUGUUGGAUCCUUUCCUGUAUUCACAUGAUCUAUAAGGGAUUUAGUUCUGUUGUCCAAACCAACAGUGCUUACAUUGGCCAGCCUCCUUUUAUCAAAAGGGCAUGCUAUGUUGCAGUGCUUGUUGGACUAUCUGUUUCGUCUUUUACCUAGGGCUUGUUCAGUACUUGGAAAUGGAAAUUUAAAGUGGGAUUUGAGAUUUUUUUUUUUUUCCUUUUUUCAUGACUGAGUUCUUGAAGCUUAUUCUUUUAAACAAAUUAUAUCAUACAAAUGGUCAAUUGUGAAUCGUCUUGAUGUAUGUGGAAUAUUUGACCGCCAAUUAUCAAAUGUUAUGAUGUUCAUUUUCCGCUGGUAGGAA